Wasmannia auropunctata (little fire ant) is the source of this 4379-nucleotide messenger RNA. RefSeq names its product mediator of RNA polymerase II transcription subunit 23 (gene MED23). Bases 45 to 4118 code for a protein of 1357 amino acids. The transcript is spliced from 11 exons. Gene Ontology annotation, biological process: regulation of transcription by RNA polymerase II; positive regulation of gene expression. NCBI's taxonomy places the organism in Eukaryota, Metazoa, Arthropoda, Insecta, Hymenoptera, Formicidae. Gene Ontology annotation, cellular component: transcription regulator complex; mediator complex. The record is from RefSeq and is a predicted model, not a curated record.
AUCAUACAAUCGAGUGUUUUUAGACGUGCAAUGUAAUUGACAAGAUGAGCAGCGAAACUCAGAUUACGAUUAUCGUAAACGACAUUUUGAAAGUAGAAGCGAUAGAGGAGGCGUUCAGUUGCGUUCUCGUACAUCAUCCUACGAAGGAGACUGAUAAAAUAGCAGCAUGGCAGCAAGAGCUGAGGACCGCUAUGACCGGAUUGACGAAGGAGCAGCAGGAAGCGGCGGUUCGUCAGUUCCUGUCGAUGGCGGCGGCUAUGACGAAUCACAGACGAUUACAAUUGUUGCUGACGUUACUGGAGAAUCUAGUGCAGUCAAACUUUGUGCCCGCUAGACUGGUGUGUGAAUGUAUUCUAAGCUGCGACAAGCUGCAGUAUCAGUUGGAAGAUUUCUGGGUCGAGUGUUUCCUUCUUAUUAGACGUAUCAUCGGCGGAGUCGACUACAAGGGAGUUAGAGAGAUUAUGAAAGGAUGCAAAGAAAAGGCCCAAACCAUACCAGCCCGAUUGGACGCGUCAGUACAACCGCAACUGAAGGCUUUAGAGAAUGUUAUCGAAUAUAUUUUCGACAGAAAUGCGUGCUUACUGCCAGGCUAUUUUAUCGUCAACGAGAUACAGAAAGCUUAUCCCGACGGGAAAAAUUGGCCUCAUUGGAAACUGGCGAAGCUGCUCUCCAAUUUUGUCGAAAGCUUCCGAAACACCGCGCAAAUGGUAUCCAUAGUAGGACACUCGAAAAUGUUGCCGGUUGUCGAGCACACGGGAUACGCCGACUAUCUGAUCAAUCCUUGGUUAUUGGAUCCCACCACAUUGAAGUUUUCCUUGAAGGGAAAUCUACCUUACGAUCCGGAUUUACUUAAGCCUCAGACAGAAUUGCUUAGAUACGUUUUAGAGCAGCCGUAUAGCAGAGACAUGGUUUGUUCGAUGCUCGGAUUGCAAAAACAGCACAAACAGCGAUGCAUCGUCUUGGAGGAGCAGCUCGUGGAACUCGUCAUACUCGCGAUGGAGCGAUCUGAAAACGAGACUCUGCCGGCAGACGGAAUGGAUGGAACGGUGGCCAAUCACUGGGUGUGGUUACACCUAUCCUCGCAACUUAUUUACUUUAUUCUCUUCCAAUUUGCCUGUUUCCCAAGUAUUGUCAUGGCGAUACACGACAAGUUGGCAGGCAGAGAAUUGAGAAAGGGCAGAGACCAUCUGAUGUGGGUCCUUCUGCAGUUUAUCUCCGGCAGCAUUCAGCGGAAUCCACUGUCGAAUUUCUUGCCGGUGUUGAAACUCUACGAUCUACUCUACCCGGAGAAGGAGCCACUGCCGGUCCCGGAUUACACCCAGGCGCUGUGCACUCACCAGAUGGCGAUAACUUGCAUAUGGAUACAUCUGCUGAAGAAGGCUCAGACCGAACCCUGCACCAACAUACACAGGCCCAUACCGCACACGUUGAAGGUCCAUCACGAGUUCCUGCAGCAUCUGGUCAUGCCGAAUGCUUCUCUCUGUAUGGGCUCGGAUUACCGCAUUGCGCUCCUGUGCAACGCGUACUCGACGAACCAGGAGUAUUUCAGCAGACCGAUGGCGGCGCUGGUGGACACCAUUCUGGGCACGCAAAAGAAUCAGCAGCAGCAACCCAUGCAGACGCUGCAAAAUAACGCGGCGCUGCCGAACGGCCCGACGACGCCGCUUUCGAUGUCAAUUUUGGAUUCUUUGACCGUGCACUCCAAGAUGAGCCUGAUCCACAGCAUCGUCACGCACGUGAUCAAGUUGGCGCAGUCCAAGAGCAACAUGGCACUAGCGCCGGCACUGGUGGAGACCUACAGCCGGCUGCUGGUGUACACGGAGAUCGAGAGUCUCGGCAUUAAAGGGUUCAUCAGCCAGUUGUUGCCGACGGUGUUCAAGUCGCAUGCCUGGGGAACGCUGUACACGCUCCUGGAAAUGUUCAGUUACAGGAUGCACCACAUCCAGCCGCAUUACAGGGUACAGCUGCUGUCGCAUCUGCACAGCCUAGCAGCGGUACCGCAGACCAACCAGACGCAGCUUCAUUUGUGUGUCGAGAGCACGGCCCUGCGCCUCAUUACCGGCCUGGGCUCCGCCGAGGUGCAACCGCAGCUGUCCAGAUUCCUGUCCGAGCCGAAGACUCUCGUGUCCGCGGAAUCGGAGGAACUCAAUCGAGCGUUGGUGUUGACGCUCGCGCGAUCGAUGCACGUGACCGGCACCGGCGCCGACAGCCUCAGCGGCACGUGGUGCAAGGAACUGCUCAACACCAUCAUGCAGAACACGCCGCACUCGUGGGCCAAUCACACCCUCCAGUGCUUCCCGCCGGUGCUGAGCGAGUUCUUCCAGCAGAACAGCGUGGCGAAGGAGAACAAGCAGCAGAUAAAGAAGGCGGUCGAGGAGGAGUACAGGAAUUGGGCGUCUAUGAACAACGAGAAUGACAUCAUCGCGCAUUUCUCGGUCCCCGGCACGCCGCCGCUGUUCCUGUGCCUCCUGUGGAAAAUGAUACUCGAGACCGAUCGCAUCAGUCCCAUCGCGUACAAGAUCCUCGAGAGGAUCGGCGCGAGGGCGCUGUCGGCCCAUCUCAGGAAGUUCUGCGACUAUCUGGUGUUCGAGUUUGCCAACAGCGUCGGCGGCCAGCACGUCAACAAGUGCGUGGACACUAUUAACGACAUGAUCUGGAAGUACAACAUAGUGACCAUCGACAGGCUUGUACUUUGCCUCGCGUUGAGAACUCAAGAAGGCAAUGAGGCCCAAGUGUGCUUCUUCAUCAUACAAUUGUUGUUGCUGAAAGCGGCGGAAUUUAGGAAUCGUGUGCAGGAGUUCGUUAAAGAGAACUCGCCGGAGCAUUGGAAGCAAUCGAAUUGGCACGAGAAGCAUCUCGCCUUCCACAGGAAGUUCCCGGAAAAGUUUGCCCCGGAGGGCAUUAUGGAGCAGACCAGCGGCGGACCCAAUCAGUAUCAAAAUCUGCCCGUGUACUUCGGGAAUGUGUGCCUCCGUUUCUUACCGGUUUUCGACAUAGUGGUGCACCGGUACCUGGAGAUACCGCCCGUUAUCAAGAGUUUGGAAAUACUACUGGAACAUUUGGGCUGCUUAUACAAAUUUCACGAUCGACCUGUCACGUAUCUUUACAAUACAUUGCAUUAUUACGAAAAGAAGUUGCGAGAUCGGCCUUUAUUAAAGCGUCGAUUGGUAUCCGCCGUUUUGGGAUCGUUACGGGAAAUCCGAGCGCCAGGAUGGGCGCUUUCCGAGGCUUAUCAAGUGUAUAUGACACGUUUCAAUGACGAUGCAAUCUCUUGGGUACCGGAAUUGGAGUACUACGUUCGUCUUGUACAAAGGAUCGUAGAAACUAUGUCCGGCACGGCUCAUUUCCCCGCUACCGAUUGGAGAUUCAACGAAUUCCCAAAUCCAGCGGCGCAUGCAUUGUACGUGACCUGCGUCGAACUUAUGGCUCUUCCAGUUGCUCCAGAUGCAGUGGCUAACUUUUUACUGGACACUGUCGCCAAAGGAUACACCUUUGUGCCCAGAGACGAGAUACAUUUGUGGAUAAAUUGCGUUGGUUUACUACUGGCGGCCUUACCAGAAUGUUAUUGGUCAGCGUUGCACAAACGUUUGCUGGAGACCAUCAGCAGCCCCGGCCUCGUCAAUUGGCAGUACAACAACUUGACGCCGUUUCAAAUGUUUAACUUCAACAUUACGCAUAACAGUCUGUUAGAAAACAAGUACAGCUACAUGCUCGCAUUAGCGCACUCCGUGUGGCAUCAUGCGGGCGUAGGGCAGAUCACGACGAUGCCCCAGUUUAUCAAAGAAAAACUUCAGCCGGUUGUAACCAGCGAGGAACAAUUAAUAUACGCCUGCCACCUAAUCGGGCCUACUCUGGCGAGGUUUAACGCGGAGCGGCCGCAUUGCGUGGUCGAGCUUGCAGUCUGCCUGUACGAGAUGCUGGAACGAGUUGACCACACUCAAACUACCUUGAAUUACAUGGAUCCGAUUUGCGAUUUACUAUAUCACAUCAAGUACAUGUUUGUUGGCGAUAUGACGAAAAACGAGGUGGAGUGCAUCAUACGAAGAUUGAGGCCGGCGUUGCAGAUGAGGCUGCGUUUCAUCGCUCACAUAAACAUAGACGAGAUCCAUACGUCGUAAGACACAAUUGUACCUGCGGGGACGACCUUGCGCGCGACGUGUAAUUUAGCUUAUCGUAACGAAACGGAUGCCGACCUCUUUGCUUCUGGACGAAGGCGUUCCCUGGUCGGUCUGAAGUGCGUAGGAUUAGUAAUUUUAAAUACAAGUAGACGUGGGAAAUGUACACUUCCUUUUUUUUUAUUAAAAAAAAAAAGAUAUGUCUUGUACUUUGAUAUGUUGAACGCGUACCUUUGUAAGGAAAUAAAAUUAAAUGCUCCGCAA